This is a messenger RNA of Nannospalax galili (Upper Galilee mountains blind mole rat), 486 nucleotides long. RefSeq names its product cytochrome c oxidase subunit 7A1, mitochondrial. NCBI's taxonomy places the organism in Eukaryota, Metazoa, Chordata, Mammalia, Rodentia, Spalacidae. The record is from RefSeq and is a predicted model, not a curated record. The transcript has 3 exons. Bases 186 to 461 code for a protein of 91 amino acids. Gene Ontology annotation, biological process: mitochondrial electron transport, cytochrome c to oxygen; mitochondrial respirasome assembly; regulation of oxidative phosphorylation.
GUAGCCAGGGCUGACAUGGAACUCCCAAUACUCCAGCUUGAGUGCCAGGAUUAUAGGCAGUUAUCAUGCCCAGCUCCACAAAUCCCUGCCUGUACCUUCUCCACCCUUGCUGGUGACAUAUCUUACAUUUGAAAUGUUCCAGACAGGAUGGUCCCAACCUGGGUGUGAGGAACAGCUUUCCACACAUGGGGACACCCAAGUGCCUCCAACCCACCCACCUCCUAUUCCUGAAGGUCUCUCAGGCACUGAUUCGUUCCUUCAGCUCAUCUGCCCGGCACAGACUGGAAAACCGUGUGGCAGAGAAGCAGAAACUCUUCCAGGCUGACAAUGAUCUCCCAGUAUACUUGAAGGGAGGGGGAAUGGACAGCGCCCUAUUUGGCCUGACUAUGGCACUGACAAUGGGAGGUACUAUCUACAGUUUGUACUUCCUGGGCUGUGCCACCUUCCCCCACAAGAAGUGAAGUGAAACCAAGGAGCGUGGAGGAC